Molecule: messenger RNA, 1469 nt
Organism: Musa acuminata subsp. malaccensis (wild Malaysian banana)
Lineage: Eukaryota; Viridiplantae; Streptophyta; Magnoliopsida; Zingiberales; Musaceae
Biological process (GO): protein ubiquitination
Cellular component (GO): membrane
Molecular function (GO): ubiquitin-protein transferase activity; zinc ion binding
Source: RefSeq, a predicted model, not a curated record
AACACCACACCACACCACUACCUCUCUCUCUUGCUUCGUCCUCAGCUCCCCUGAUCUGCUCCUCGUCCCUUCCUUCGCUUCAACACAUCCAAGUCCAACCUUAUUGGGAAAGGAGAGAGGAGGUUUCGGAGUCCGUAAGAAAGCUGCCGCCUGUCUCGUUGGUCUAAUCCUUUUCUUCUUGGUUUUUGGAUUCCUCUGUCUCUGUUCCAGAAGAAUGGGAGACCAUCUUGCUUUAUUAGUGGACCAUCUCCUUACUGAGUCAACGCUCGAGGCGGCUAUUGGAGGUCAGAAGCACGACCAGAUUGCCACCGAUUCAGCGCCUUUGGAAGAUCCAGGCAAAGAGUUUACUAGGAAGAGAAACAUCAGAGACAGGAGCUGUGUUGGAAAGUUAGUUGAAUGCCGAAUUUGUCAAGAAGAGGAAGAAGAUUACAACAUGGAGAUCCCUUGUUCAUGUUGUGGCAGCUUGAAGUAUGCUCACCGUGAAUGUGUUCAAAGAUGGUGUAACGAAAAGGGUGACACAGUUUGCGAGAUUUGCUUGCAGCAAUUCAAGCCAGGUUAUACUGCUCCCCAAAAGUUGUUUCAGUAUGGGAGUAUCCCGAUGAACUUCAGAGGAAAUUGGGAGAUUACCAGACAGGACCUGAAUGAUUCUCAAAUCUUAACGUUGUAUCCAUCAGAACGUGAUGUUAUGCAUCCUCAUGAUGAUGAUUAUUCAGCUUUAGGCAUGAGAACCACAGUUUGCUGCCAGUCAGUAGCCAUAAUAUUCAUGGUUCUUUUGGUUCUUCGCCACACUCUUCCUCUCGCCAUCAGUGGUGCUGAGCAGUACUCAUUCACCAUAUUCUCACUACUGGUGUUGAGGACUGCUGGAAUACUUGUACCGGUCUUUGUUUUGAUCAGAACAAUUAGGACAUUUCAUCAGUGCCAGCGCCAACAGUCGAUGCAGGGAACUCGGGAAGUAUCUGAUCGAGCUGAAGGAACGCACGAGCUUAGUUCCUGGCAGCUGGUGCAAUCUCAACCACAUCGCAUUCAAGUGCACUGACUUGCAUAGAGGUGAAGACUAAAAGGGCGAAGAAUAAUUCCACCGUCUCGCUUGGUGACACAAAAAAAGGUGAAAUAAUGGAAGAUGAGCGAAGGAAAAGCGGAGAUGAACCAAAAUUGAUGCUUCUGCCGGCGUGGGUAUGCAGCCUGCUGCUCUGUACAUAAUGUGGUAAUAGUAUAUUUGCUCUCAAAAUGCUUGAAAAUAUUGACCAUAGUUGGAUCACUCUAUCCAAAGCCACUCACUUCACAAUUGCCAUGAACGAAGGGAGAAGUGGUUGCACCACAAGUACUGAAAUGGAUGCCAUGAUGUAAAAGGAGAUUCCAAUUGACAUGUUUGACAUACUUAUGUUGUAUGCCAUGGUGUAAAAGGAAAAAAACUCAUGUUUAUGUUGAUGGAUAUUUAUUUAUGAGCAUAAAUAAUGAUUUUUUUUUCA